This is a messenger RNA of Cajanus cajan (pigeon pea), 4104 nucleotides long. RefSeq names its product transcription factor bHLH155-like protein (gene CPUorf7). Gene Ontology annotation, biological process: regulation of DNA-templated transcription. Gene Ontology annotation, molecular function: DNA-binding transcription factor activity; protein dimerization activity. Lineage: Eukaryota; Viridiplantae; Streptophyta; Magnoliopsida; Fabales; Fabaceae. The record is from RefSeq and is a predicted model, not a curated record.
AUUGACACCAUAAACCGUACUCAUAACCCAAUUGGAUAGUUCCUCCCUUACCCUUCGGCUUUUGUCCUCAUUGUUACUCCUCAAAUUAGCCUCUAAUAUAAACCUUCAUGAGUAGCGUUCCUUGUUAAGCAUGUGUUGCGCAUUAAGCCUUUGCCCUUUGCUAAAAUGCGUUGCGUGCUCAUGUUCCCUCCAAUGAAAAGCUAAAAAGAGAGAAAGUGCGCAUGUUAACUCCAAUAUAAAAACACUCUAUGCGACCACUUCCACUUCUGCAUUUCUGAUACUGAGGGAAACUGUUUCUCACUGUGAAGAAAACGAAAGUAAAACAGUUGGAAUUUUCUUUUCUCCAACGAAUGAAGCUCAAAGACUAGAAAUUUAUGGUUUGAGUUUCCGUAAAGCCUUGAACUUUGUGGUUUGUUUGUUAUUUUCACCAUACCCCUUUAUUUUCUGAGUUGUCAUAUCGUUCUGGCUUCAGUUCACACUCUUUUGGAUUCAUCCAUGUCUUCAGAUAUAAGCUAAAUUGUGUCUUAUCUUGGUCGCUCACUUCUUUGGAAUCUGUCUUCAGCCAUGGGAGCUUGCAAUGCUGGUGUGUGCGUGGAAGGUUUGGUUGAAUCUCUUGUGGUGGCAAAUGUGAGUGUGAAUUCUUCUAGAAGCUUGUGAAGCCGUAAAGUUGGAAGCUUGGUGGUGUGAGUAGUGAUGGGUAGGGAUCGGUUGCUAUUGGCAACGGUUGGACCGCCAUUAAAACGGCGAGCAGGGUUGCGGAGGAAACAGGCUGGAAGAGGGUCUUAUAGGGGAAGCUAAGGCAAAGGUGGUGUUGUGGGAAUUGGAGGGUUUAGAUUGUUAUUGUUGUUGUUGUUGUGGUUGUUUUUGUUUUUGGAGGUGUGAUUAAAAAGGGUGUGAAAAAAGUUUUGAUUUUGUGAAGAAGAAGAAAAUGGGUAGCAACUUGCACCGAUUGCUCAGGAGCUUCUGUUUGGGUACUGAUUGGAAGUAUGCUAUCUUUUGGAAGCUCAAACAUCGGGCUCGGAUAAUCUUGACAUGGGAGGAUGCUUACUAUGACAAUCCAAAUAGUUGCGACUCUUCCGAAAAUAAGAGCUGCCAGAAUACAUUGGAGCAGAUUGGCAGUGCAGAUUUUUCACAUGAUCCUCUAGGGUUAGCUGUGGCAAAGAUGUCAUAUCAUGUAUAUUCAUUAGGGGAAGGAAUUGUUGGACAGGUAGCUGUUACUGGAAAGCAUCGGUGGAUCUGUGUAGAUAAUCAAGUUUCAAGCUCCGGCCCAUCUUUUGAGUUUGUUGAUGGGUGGCAAUCUCAGUUUUCUGCUGGAAUUAGGACCAUUGUUGUUGUAGCGGUAGUACCCCUUGGAGUUGUUCAACUUGGCUCUUUAAAUAAACAGGUUAUUGAAGAUGUGGGGGUCGUAACCUGUAUCCGAAGUCUCCUUUUGUCUACUCAAGAUUACAUAAUAGGCCAUGUUCCUAAUCAAGUACAAAAUAGUGAGAAGCAUUCAUCUUUGCUGGACACAAAAACUUCAGAAAGUAUGCCUGCUUACUUCUACAAUACAACAAAAACCAUGAAGUGUGAAGCACCGGAUAUUUUAAUGCCCUCUCAAUUUCCUGGGAAGAAUUAUUCACCUCAUGCUGUUUAUCAGAAAAUGGUUGUUGAUGUGGCCAAGCAUGAGGGGCCUGAAUUAAACAGUGAGGGAAAUUCCUUUUUGCUUCAGUCAAUGUCAAAUAUGACGAAUGUGGAGAACCAAAAAUUUGUAGGGAUGAGACCUGUAAAUGAGAGGAAGUUUGAAGGGAAGAAUAGUGGCUGUGAAGAUACAAGUUUGGAAUCAGGAAAAAAUGUUUCGUCAUUUUCACACAAUUUGAUCAUGGAUAAUAAUGGUGUGAGUGAUUUAGUAUGUCCAUCAGAAAAUGUCAGAGUUGAUUGUGUAUCCUUCCCUUCAGACUUUCUUGAUGCAGCUGUUUGUGAGAGUGACAUGUCUCAUUAUGUAGAUAUCAACCAAAAAGAAGUGUUGAAUGUGCCCGGACCUUCAGAUGCAAACUCCCAAAAAAAUAUUGAUAAGUCAAAGUUUCAGACUGAACCUUGUUACAAGGAUACCUCAUAUACAUUGAAGUUCCCUGCUGGUUAUGAGCUACAUGAAGCACUUGGACCAAGUUUUCUGAAAGGGAGUAAAUAUUUUGAUUGGGAAACAGAGACAAAUCAGGAUAAAACUGCUGAGAUCUCAGACGAUAUUAGCUGUAGCCAAUCGACUUCUGAAUCUCGCCCAGAGCAUCUCUUGGAAGCAAUGGUGGCUAACAUAUGCCAUAGUAAUAAUAAUGUUAAUAGCGAAUUAUCAUUUUCAACAUCAAUGCAGGCUGCAAUGGCCUCAGGAAGAAAUCCUGAAGGUUCUAUCCACACUGUGCACACUAUUAAUUCAGAUGGUUGUUCAAUGGAUGAGUCUCAUCUUGUUAGAGAGGACAAACAUCAUAGUUUGAGUUCAUCUGGGAUAUGUGGUGUAAUAUCACCAAAGGGUUUUUCUUCAACAUGUCCUAGUUCAUGUAGUGAACAGUUUGAGAGGUCUUCAGAACCCACUAAGAACAGUAAGAAGAGGGCUAGGCCUGGGGAAAGUUGUAGGCCUAGGCCAAGGGACAGACAACUCAUCCAGGAUCGUAUCAAGGAGUUGAGGGAACUGGUUCCAAAUGGUGCAAAGUGCAGUAUUGAUUCACUACUGGAGUGCACAAUAAAACACAUGCUCUUUCUUCAGAAUAUAACUAAGCAUGCUGACAAGCUAAAUAAAUUUGCAGAUACAAAGACAAAGGUAUGGUUUAAUGGGAUUUUAGAAUUCUACCUCUGGUUCAUAGGCUAUCAUUAUCAAGAAGUUGAUUAUACUCCUGAUCAUUUAGUUGCAUCACAUGGAGAAAGACAAUCUUGGAUCAUCUAGUUAUCAACAGGGUUCAAGUUGGGCAAUGGAAGUAGGAGGCCAUCUGAAAGUUCGUUCAAUAUUAGUGGAGAAUCUUAAUAAGAAUGGUCAGAUGCUUGUUGAGAUGCUGUGUGAGGAGUGCAGCCAUUUUCUUGAGAUAGCAGAAGCCAUCAGAAGCUUGGGCCUGACAAUUUUGAAUGGUGCGACAGAAGCUCAUGGUGAGAAGACAUGUAUAUGUUUUGUGGUUGAGGCAGGAUCAGAAGUUCAAAACAACAGAAACUUACACAGAUUGGAUAUCUUGUGGCCGCUUGUUCAAUUACUGCAAUCCAAGAGCACAAUGUAUUCAUAAAAACUAUUUGAUUUUUGGAAACAUCUAAAGUUGCUUCAUUGACUGUUGUAACUUGAUCUUUGAAAUGAUGCUCAAAUGUUAGGGGCCUAUUCACUUUAUCAAUUUUCUACUUUUAUUUUCAAUAACAAAAUAGAAAAUAAGGUUAGAGACAUGUUUGGUUGUAUUUUAGAAAAUGUUUUUCAAGAAAAUAUUUUAUAAAUUAAGUUCAAAUCAGAAAACAUGUAAAAGGUUCUUUUCUCUGUUUUCUUUGGAAGUUUUUAAAUAUAAAACAGGUGAAAACAUGGUGAUGUGCCGCAAGAGUGAAAUUAACUCAACAUUAUGAGUCCCCCUCUUUUUAUUCUUCCUAUGUUGCUCCAACAUGGCAUCAUCUCAGCAACCAUUCUUCAUGCUAUCAUUUCUCAAGACACUGCAACCAAGAUCUUCUUGCUUCUCCACAACUGCCUUACUGCAUGCAAGAUCAAUGUCCAGAUCACAAGGACAAAGACUGGUUGAAGCUUUUACCUGAUUAUGGUUAGUUUGUUUCAUGGAGAAUGCUUUGACAAGUGGUUGCAUGUAAGCCUCUCAUGUCCCAUGUGUUGAACCUUACCAUCGACAACUUCUCUUUCAACUCCUCUUGCCCCUUGGCAACAAGAGGUUAUUAAAAAAUAGCAGGGUAUUGUAUUUUAGUCAUCUACCUAAUGUAUCCAAUGAUUCAACGAAAGUGGUUGUUGUUGGAUGGAGGCACAAACCUAUUGAAGGAGGCUACAACUUUGUUGAAUUUGAUUUCGUUGUUUGUUUUCUAUAGAAAGAUAGUAAAGAAGCAUUUUAAUGUUUAGUCAAAUGUGUAAUGGAUAAAAUGUCCCUUCUAAGAAUUGAGCUUGACCUA